Molecule: messenger RNA, 342 nt
Organism: Vanrija pseudolonga
Lineage: Eukaryota; Fungi; Basidiomycota; Tremellomycetes; Trichosporonales; Trichosporonaceae
Exons: 1
Coding region: 1-342 (113 amino acids)
Source: RefSeq, a predicted model, not a curated record
AUGCGCCAGUCCACGCUCGAGCGUCUCCGACCAGCAUGCCAGCGCGCCCCGCCACCAGCGUACGCGCCGCCCUCGACAGCCAACCCGGCGGCAGCGCGCAUCGCCGAGCUCGAGGCGCUCGUCGCCGCGCUGACGCGCACGCUGGACGAAAGCGAGAGCGCGCGGACAGCGGCGGAAGCGACCAGCCGCGCACUGCAUGCCCGCCUCGGCGCCGUGGAGGGCGUCACGGCCGGCGUGGUCGAGCUCGCGGACCUCGAGGCGCGCGCCGCCGUGCUCGAUGCACGCCUGGCGGUCGUUAAGCGCCGUGUCCGGCCGCGCUGGUGGCGCCGGCUGUGGAGGUAG